Messenger RNA from Heteronotia binoei (common prickly gecko), 3536 nucleotides. RefSeq names its product E2F transcription factor 8 (gene E2F8). The record is from RefSeq and is a predicted model, not a curated record. Gene Ontology annotation, cellular component: RNA polymerase II transcription regulator complex. Lineage: Eukaryota; Metazoa; Chordata; Lepidosauria; Squamata; Gekkonidae. Gene Ontology annotation, molecular function: RNA polymerase II cis-regulatory region sequence-specific DNA binding; DNA-binding transcription factor activity, RNA polymerase II-specific. Gene Ontology annotation, biological process: regulation of transcription by RNA polymerase II.
GAGUGAGUGAGUGAGUAGAUUUUAGGCAGAGAAGAUACGACAAGCAGCAGGCUUAGCUGAGUAGUGGGACCUAAUACUGGAGUUUCCUGCACUGGAAAAGAUAGUGGAGUAGGUAGGCUGCAGGUAACUAGAAGGGAGGAGAGAUUCCGUUCCCGGGGUUGGUGGCGCCAAACGUUUUAAACUGGAUCCUCGAAAGAAUGUUCAAAAUGCUACAUAAUCAAAUAGUACAUGACAUAUUUAAGAGAAAUUCUGUACCUGAAGUAAAUGUGAACUGGGAAGAAGUUUAGAGUGGCAAAAUGAACACUGAAGACAAAGAAAACCAGCUUUUUGAACCACAUGAAAGCAGAGUGAAAACUCCUCUGAAACAAAAAGCUGCCUCCAGUUUGUUCUUGGUAGAGAUCCAGCCUGCUGCUUCUUGCCAUCUGAGGACACCACCAAAGCCUAAUGAAAUCUCUCCUGCAGAUCCAUGGACACCAACAGCUAAUCUUAAAAUGCUGAUCAGUGCAGCUAGUCCUGAGAUUAGAAAUCGUGAACAGAAGAAAAAAUCAAUGGACAGCAGAAGUGAAACUCUUGAGGACCAUUUAUCAGGCGAUGAAUAUGAAAAAUCCCAACCAAGCCGUAAAGAGAAAAGUUUAGGAUUGCUGUGUCACAAAUUUUUAGCUUACUAUCCACAUUAUCCCAGCCCUUCCGAAAACAAUGAAAUUUGCCUUGAUGAAGUAGCAGAAGAGCUUAAUGUUGAACGCAGACGCUUAUAUGACAUAAUGAAUGUUCUAGAAAGUCUUCAUAUGGUGAACCGGCUUGCCAAAAACAAGUAUGCUUGGCAUGGAAGUCAUAAUCUUAAAAGAACACUACAGGUUUUGAAAAAAGUGGCUGAGGAGAACAAGUACCUGCAGCAAAUUCAGUUAAUUAAAAGAAGAGUACAUGAAGAAGAGCCUGAGGGGAACAAUCAGAAGAUUGAGUUGGUGGGAAAGCAUGAUAUUUCAAAUAACCAUGUGGAUAUAAGCUUUGUUGAACUUCCUGGGAUGGAAUUUCGAGGAGCUUCAGUAAACAGUCGUAAAGACAAAUCAUUAAGAGUGAUGAGUCAGAAAUUUGUGAUGUUGUUCCUUGUAUCAGUCCCUCAAGUUGUGAGUCUUGAAACUGCUGCUAAAAUUUUGAUUGGUGAAGACCACACUGAGAAUUUAGAUAAAGGCAAGCUUAAAACUAAAAUCCGGAGACUAUAUGAUAUUGCUAAUGUUCUCAGCAGCCUUGGUCUAAUCAAGAAGGUUCAUGUUAAAGAAGAAAAGGGCUGCAAGCCAGCAUUUAAAUGGACAGGACCAGAUGUUUUUUCAGAUGUUCAGGAUGCACUGUCUGUACUUUCACCAGCUGGUAUUGCUCCAGCUCAUCCUGUGGAACAGAAGACUUCCAAAGAGCAUUGUUCCAAGAACCUUUUCCCCACAAGAUGUAAACAAGGCUUCACACGGCAUCCAUCCUUAAUAAAAUUGCCAAAGAAUAUACAGAAUGAUCAUAGAAAAAUUCGUUCUGCUCCAAGCAGUCCCAUCAAGAAAAACACAAGUCACAUUCCAUCAAGUUUUCCAAGCAAGAUGGCUCAACUUGCAGCGAUUUGCAAACAGCAAUUAGAUGAACAAUCAAGGGAACUGAAAAACACUAAAUUGAGAGUGGCAUCCUCUCCCUUGCCAUGUACUCUGGCUUUGCAACCUGAAUCUUGUUUGAAAUCUGAAACGUUGCCUUCUCAUGUAGAAGUUCUGCCUCUGAUCCACAGCUCAGCGUCUCCACCAGUACUACCUAAUAUCCAUUCCAAAGUAUCGUACACAGUGUAUGUGCAUCCUUCCCAAACACAGAUAGCAACAGCAUACAAUCCAAAUUUCACAGUGCAGCCUGUUCCCUGUGCUAAUGUGAUUGGAAUCACAUACCCUGCAGAAACUGUUUCAAAAGCGGCACCAGGUAAAAUGUAUGCUAAAGGCAAUGACAACUUGGAAGAGAGUGAUGCUCAUGCUAAAGGUGAGAGCAUCAGGGCUGCCAAGAAGCAAGAAGGUUCCAAAGAUGACUGUACACCAGAUAAAUUUCUUAAAAGGUGUAAAUUAGUACUGGAGUAUAGUCCAGUUAAAAAAUGUAAAAGUGAAGAGGUAAAGCUUCAAGACAUGUUACAGGGAGAAUCCAUUAAGAAUUCAAACUCUCAGCCUUCCUUAGCUUUAAAUCUGGACCAGGAAGUCUUAGCUUCAUCAGCAGAAGAACAAAAUAAAUACAAAAGCAUGAAGCAAAGCACGGGAGAUGAAUCCAAGCAGCAGAAACAGAGAAAUGGUUUGGGAGAUGACAGUUCCUUCCCAGCACAGGAGAUGCCUGUACACAAGGCUUGGUUUCCUUCAAGUUACCUUAUACCUCUUACUCAGUGCACCCAACUUGGUAAUGAUAUCACUGUUUCUAACAAAGGGAAAGCAGAGAUGUGUUUAGCAGAACGAAAGUCCUACAGUUCCCUUACUGCUGGUGACAUUCCAGUGACAUCUGAAUUUACACCAGUUAAUCUCCCUGCUUUUCAUAUAACACCCAUGAAUCUAAUGUUACCAACUUCUCCUGUACCUACCAUCCCUGUGGUAAACAGCACUGUUCUUUCUUCAGUGGCUCAUGCUAAUCCUACCCAGGCCCCAAGUUCUUCUGUCCUGAACUUUACACUACAGCACUUGGGACUGAUAGCAGCGACUCUGCAAAUGUCUGCAGAUCCAGGAUCUGCCCAGAUUCAUCAAGGAGUAGAAUGUGUUAAUUUUGUCUCCAAAAGGGUAGAUUUCAUGCAAGGAAAAACACUGCAGUGCAGCCAUGAGAUAAAUGGAAAACAAGUUCUAACAAUUCCAUUACAGCAGGCCACAGUUCCUGUUAGAUGUGGAGUUUCUCAGGAAGGUAAUACAAUCUUCUGCGCAGCAAGCAAACCAGCCAUAGUUCCUAGCUCUUUGUCUGCUCCUGAAUCAAAUAUUGAUGAGUUCCAAGGAACAUUGUUAGAGUUUCAGAGAGAACUUGAUGCAUCAACAGAAGAUCAGUUUUGACUUGAGAGAGAAUACUGUUGAUCUCUUUUGAACAGAUGUAAUCAUAGCUCUUGGUAAAUUGAUAUUAUAAGCUGGUUGAAUGUGUAAUAUGGAAAUUAUCUUGAAAUGUGCAGAUGGUUUCAUCAUGCUGAAGUAGCUUUUAACUUACUGUUCUACUCAAUUGACUUGAGCUCUUACAAGAACAAGGACAUUUGUCAACAUCUGUAAAAAGCUUACAUAAAGAAGCAUUAUAAGAACUCAAUUUAAAUAUCUGAUUUCGUAGUUGUAUAGAAUAAAGCUGUUCAUUAUUUGCACAGAAAUGUACUAGCUUCAUGAAUUGUGUAUUGCAAAUAGCAAGCAUGUAAUAUAUUUUUGAAACUGUGAAGGUGCUGGUUAUUUUAGUUAAAAUAACACUUAAUUCUUUUUAUUAAUACUGUUUUAAAAUAUAAAAUUUUAAUCACGUCUAUAUAUAAGAUUUGUUUAAGGCACUAAUCAAUUUCUUCAAAAUACAUCAAUUUCUUCAAA